Caenorhabditis auriculariae is the source of this 2704-nucleotide messenger RNA. NCBI's taxonomy places the organism in Eukaryota, Metazoa, Nematoda, Chromadorea, Rhabditida, Rhabditidae. The record is from the annotation of a GenBank genome assembly.
AUGCGGCUCUUACUCGCCUUUCUUCUCUUGCCGCCGACGAAUUCCGCCGCCGACUUUGAGAAGUAUGGGAAACGCGUGACGUACGUGCUUCGCUUGUUGGCUUUUGAGUGAUCGAUCUCGAAAAAUAGUCAAUUCACUGCCAUUUUUAAGAUCGGUGUUGUAGUGUGGAGUAUACAAUUAACUCAAAACCCUUUUACUAGAUGAGAAAUAAAAGUAAAAACAUCCACUAAAAAAAAACAAAAAUUCAAUCGCCUGACGCGAUUGAGCAGGUGGAACUGUGAAAGUGACAUGCACAUCUUGAUAUGCGCGACAAAAAUGGUGUAGAUUUAUGGGGUUAAAUCCAGACACGAUAUAGCCCGUUCACGGCUGGCUUGGGACAGCGAACGGGCGGUUUAAUUUUCGCGGCGAAGGCAGAUCGUGGCGACUAUCCAUGCGUCUUCCAUAAAAGCCCCAUUUUAUGGUGGUAUGAAAAAAACACCAACGAUAAUUCAAACGGCGACUUUCCCGAUUUUUUCAUAUCGCUAGGGAACUUUCCGACGAAUCCCUUUCCGACUUUUUUCCCUUUUGUUUUCCGGUUUUUAAAACAUCUAUAAACAUUUUUUUCCUAUUUUUUUUAUGUUUUAAUCAUGAACCAACUACCUACUUUAUAUGGGAAAAAUUUAAAAACGAAGAUUUUAUCGAGAAAAAAAGUUGGAAAAAGAUUAGUCGGGAAGUUCCCUAGCGAUAUGAAAAAAAUUGGAAAAAGUCGCCGUUUGAAUUUUCGCUGGUGUUUUUCAUACCACCCAUUUUUUGACUUAUUUAUUUUUUUAUCUUAUUAUUCGUCGACUUAAGAAAAAUCUGAAAACUAAUGAAAUGAAUGUAAACAAAAAAAUAAAUUCAAUAGAAACAGAAAUAAAUCACCAAAUGAGGCUCUUAUUAAAGGCGCAUGUAUGACCACCAUGAUCUACCAUCACCGCGCAAGUUAAACCGCCCGUUCGCUGUCCCAAGCCAGCCGUGAACGGGCUAUAACAAUCAGAAUAUAUAAAAAUAAGAGGUAAAAAUAAAGAAUGGGCAGAAAAAAGUAACAGUACACGAAAAAGAGUCAACCCUAACGAGUUGACAGGCCGUCGGACAUAUGACACUUUUUAUAGUAGAUGAAAAGAAAUUGUUUUAUAAAAAAAGCUUGGAUCGGAUCAUUAUCCAGGUCUUAUCGAAGUGAUUCUGGUUUUUCUUUAGAGUUUUUCACGGAAAGAAAAAAAGUUUAGAAAACAAGAAAAAAAAAUUUCUAUUUGUAACUUUUGGGCACUUUUUGAAAUCACGAUGGUUUUUUAUUAAAUAAUCAUUUCAACAUUUUGAAAACGGGAUGGCUCCAAAGGUAAAAUACAAAUUUUGCUUCUUUUUUUCCAAAUUUUAACGCUUCCCUUUCGCUUUUUAGCUGCUUUCUUCAAUUUUUCAAUCUGCUUCUAAAAAAAUGAAGAAAAAAAUUUUUUUCAUCAACUGAAGAUAAUGCAGAUUGUCGACUAGCACGAUGACUUUCCAAGACUGGUACGACCAGAACCGAGAACACAGCCGCAAUAACGACACUACCGUUGGAGACUUCAACACGCAGUUGAAAAGGAGUCUGGGUUGGUUUUUGUGUUUUUUUUCUCGGCGGGUUAUCAUGUGAACCGUAUUCUUCCAAUCCCACGGAGUUUUUUUGACGAUGCUCUAUUUCAAGUUUUAGAAUUUUCCAAGAUUUUUUUGAAAGAUAAAAAGUAGCGUUUAUUGAUUUUUUUAAUCGUUUUUCACAGCGUUUUUUUAAACGAUACCCCCAUUUUUUUCCGUCAAGUGUAGUGUGUCGUGUGCAUGCACUGCGGCGCUCUCGCACAUGCCGUGUUCAAAGCAAUUUGUGCGAAAUUAAAAAAAAUUUCUUAAAUUCCGAAAUUCAGUAAUAUUUUUCACUCUCUGGCUGCUAUUUUGAACUUCGCGGAUUCACUUCGAACACGGCAACAGAAAAAUUGCGUAUUUUUUAAAUGAAAAAACGAUUCGUCUCAUGACCCAUUGAACAUGCGCCUUUAAUAUUCCCUGUUGUUUACGCGUGUUUCGCAUGACGUUACAUGGGAACGGCGGACGUUUUUUUUAUCCGAUCCUCUCCUGAUUAUCCAAAAAAAGAAUAUUUUCAACUUAAAAUUUGAAAUUUUGACUUUUUUUGACUUUUUACAAUAGGGUUCUUUCGUUCAAAAAUUUCAAUUUUUUUCUAACUUUCAAAAACAUGAUUUCAAUUUUCAGAACAGACAACCGAAUAUCAAAAUAAAACAUUCAUGCAGCAAUUGAUCGAUGAGAGGAAUAAAUACUUGGAAAAGCUGAAUGAAGGUUUUUUUUUUCGCUAAGAUGAAGUUUGUUAUUCUCUCAUUUUAAGGCCAUUAUAUCACGGACCAUCGAAGACUGGUUGACGAACUGCUCGAUCCGAACUUCUACGAGAAAACCGUCCAUCCGAAGGUUUUUUUUAGUGUUUUGAAAAAAAACUGUGAGUAACCAGAGCAUACGUCGGCUGGAUCCCACCCCCCCCGCCCCCCAAAAAAAGGGAGGCCUACCUCCUGAAACGGCGGCCUAUCCCCCAAAAAGUGGUGCCUCCCCCAAAAAAAGUGCGCCCCCUCAAAAGGACUGCCUACCCCUCAAACUGCGGCCUACCGCCCUCCCCCUCAAAAAAAUUGCGGCCUACUACCCCCCUAAAAGGGGGACCUAA